AUGGAACAAGAUCCACGAAAUUUGUCGACGUUGGUGACUUUGCUCACAGAGCAAGUUUCUGAAACAGAUGAAAAAAUAGCGUCGCUCACUUCGUCGGCAAAGAAAUUGGUGUCUCCAGAGGUCUAUGAAGAACUAUCCAAAGACAAACCACCGCAAAUCAAUGCAAAACUAGACGAGAAAGCCCUUAUUGAAGAAUUGGAAAAGUCUAGACUCGAGCUAAUAACAUCACUACAACAGCAAGACUUCAUUGGAGUUAAACUACAAGAAAUGAUCGUUGACUCACAUCUGCUUGUUGCGACUGUUGUAGAUCAUUGCAACUCGAGAGAGAGGAUGACAGAGUCUGAAGAAGCUAACUUCGAAGAGCGCUGUGAUGCCUAUAAAACAUCUCUUGAGGAAUAUACCAUGAAGGAUCUAGAUGAUAAUUUGCAGCAUUCUGCCACGGCAUUGAAGUACAUUCAGUCUGAGUCGCUACGAGAGCUUAGGAGCCUAUCAACGAACCAGGCCAAACUACUGUCCAAGGAAUACAAAACACAACUAGACAAGAUGAUUGAUACGCUUAAUACUACAUUCGAGAGUUUGGUGAAACCUUAG
Messenger RNA from Candidozyma haemuli, 591 nucleotides. RefSeq lists its product as uncharacterized. NCBI's taxonomy places the organism in Eukaryota, Fungi, Ascomycota, Pichiomycetes, Serinales, Metschnikowiaceae. The record is from RefSeq and is a predicted model, not a curated record. The transcript has a single exon. The coding region runs from base 1 to 591 and encodes 196 amino acids.